AACUUGCACUUGCGUCUCUGUUCAGCUUGAACGCCUUGCUUGAUUUCUGGAGGUACUUCAAAUACACCGUGGCACCGAUGAGCUUGGUCAUGAGUCCCAGCCAGCAGACCCUGCUGGGCUUGCAGAAUGCAGCCGUACAGACAACUCCACCACGUGAGCUGACAGCAAAGAAAACCCCAUCUUCGACACCUUCUCCUCCCAUCCAGGGUCAAAGUGUGCUGAGUUACAGCCCGUCCCGCUCCCCCAGCACCAGUCCAAAGUUUACUACAGGUUGUGUCACAGGGUACAGCCCUCAGCUACAAGCUCUGUCAAGCAACAGCGCUUCAUACGGCGGUGCUGUAAGCUAUUCACCAACGAGCAGCUACAAUAAGGCUUCCAACUUCAGCCCCUCUCCCAGUGGGGCCCUGUACCCCACCAGUGUUGGAGCACUGGAAAGUGGUGGGCUGAGGUCUCGUUACCGCUCUUCACCCAUUCUGUACAAUUCUCCUACUGGCAAAGAAGACUACAUGACAGACCUCAAGGCCCUGGACACCUUCCUUCAAAAUGAAGAGGAGAAACAGCACAGAGUUCAACUAGGAAGUUCAGACUCCAGCUCUCCUUCCAGCAGCCCAACUUUUUGGAACUACAGCCGCUCCAUGACAGACUAUGCACAGAUGCUGAGGAAGUUCCAAUAUCAGCCGGCUUGCAGGUCCCAGGCUCCAUCAGCACACAAGGAUGAAGCUGAUCUGAGCUCAAAACAGGCUGCAGAAGAGGUUUGGGCACGGGUGACAAUGAACCGACAGCUCCUUGAUCACACGGAUUCCUGGACUGCCAAGUUCAGAAACUGGAUUAAUGAGACCAUUUUAGUGCCGCUUGUCCAAGAGGUUGACUCUGUGAGCACUCAGCUGAGGAGAAUGGGGUGUCCAGAGCUGCAGAUUGGAGAAGCCAGCAUCAGCAGCCUGAAGCAGGCAGCACUCGUUAAAGCUCCCCUCAUUCCAACCCUGAACACGAUUGUGCAGUAUUUGGAUCUGACACCGAACCAGGAGUAUUUGGUCGAAAGGAUCAAAGAGCUUUCUCAGGGAGGAUGCAUGAGUUCAUUCCGGUGGAACCGAGGAGGGGAUUUCAAAGGCCGCAAGUGGGACACGGACUUGCCCACUGACUCCUCUAUCAUCGUGCACGUCUUCUGCACUUACCUCGACUCCAGGCUGCCGCCUCACCCCAAAUAUCCCGACGGCAAAACCUUCACUUCCCAACACUUCAUUCAGACUCCAGACAAACCAGACACUUCAAAGGAAAACGUGUUUUGCAUCUACCAAAGCAGCAUCAAUCCACCCCACUACGAGCUGAUCUACCAGCGCCAUGUCUACAACCUGCCCAAG
Molecule: messenger RNA, 1358 nt
Organism: Mesitornis unicolor (brown roatelo)
Lineage: Eukaryota; Metazoa; Chordata; Aves; Mesitornithiformes; Mesitornithidae
Gene: TMEM209
Product: transmembrane protein 209
Exons: 10
Cellular component (GO): membrane
Source: RefSeq, a predicted model, not a curated record